AUGGAACAUAACAGUAACAGUGAAAUCGUCAUUGAUAAGUUGGCUGACAUAGAUGCCUCCAUAGAAUCAUGGAAUAUUCGUGCUCAAGUUGUCAUGAUUUGGAAACAGACAUACAAGAACAACCCAAACAUGGUCAACAGCUUUGACAUGAUUUUAAUGGACCAGGAGGGCACUAGAAUACAUGCAACAAUAAAAAAAAAUCUCAUAAAUGCAUUUCAAGCCCUCCUGGAAGAAGGAGCUGUAAGGAUCAAUCCUUUUAAUUUUGAGAGUUUUCAUGAUGUGACAGCCAGAAAUUUUGACACUCGUGUUGCAUUUGAUUUUAUUGGUCAAGUUGUAUCUACUGAACCCAUGAGAGUGAUUAAGGAGAAUGCAAGGGAAACAAGGCUAAUGAGUAUUGUUGCACAAGAUCUGAUUGGUAGGAAAAUGCAAGUGGCUUUGUGGGAUAGUUUUACAUUGAAGUUGAACAGCUACAUAUCUGAACAUCAAAAUGAAAAUGCUCUUGUGAUCAUUCUCCUAUGUAUGGCCAGCCACAAGUUACAUAUUAAUGAUGAUAUGCAUCAUAUUUCAGAAUUUAAAAAGGCGUAUGUAACUAAAAAUGGUGACGAUAGUGAUGGUGAACCAUUUAAUUGUAAUGGUUACGGAGGAGUUUUUGAUGUAUUCGACAAGGUAAGGGUUGGAAUACAUGUUCAAGAUGAAACUGGGUCUGCUUCUUUUGUAUUGUUUGACCGUCAUGUUAAAGAUCUUAUUCACCGCGGUAAUCAUUGGUUGAUGGAAAAGAUAUCAAAGGAUCAAGGACACCAAAAGAUCCCCGAUGAGUUCAAUACGAUGCUUAAUAGAAAGUUUGUUUUUAAAGUUCAGAUUUCAAAGUUUAAUCUCGAGAACAAUUAUCACACCUACACCGUUCAUAAGAUGGCUGAUGAUGAACUUGUACUUGGUGCAGUUUUCAAACAUUCACCUGCAUACGAAGAAAACAGUAUUCAUUCUGAUGGUACUCCUAUCAACAAGUCUAUUAAGGAAAAGAGUGUUUCUGUUGAAGGUGACAAUAUUAAUGUUGUUGAUCUUGAUGCAGUGACACCAACAACUACUUCACUGAAACGCCCUAUUGAGAUUGUUACCACCACUGAAUUGUUUGAAUGGUCUUCCUCAAAAGAUAGUGUUGCUCCUCAUACCCUUAAGAUUCCAAAAAUGGAAAACUCGAAUGAAUUUUGCAGUUAUGAUUAUUUGACAUUUAUCAUUGACGAUUUUCCUUUCUGGUGGUAG
This is a messenger RNA of Lactuca sativa (garden lettuce), 1260 nucleotides long. RefSeq lists its product as uncharacterized. Lineage: Eukaryota; Viridiplantae; Streptophyta; Magnoliopsida; Asterales; Asteraceae. The record is from RefSeq and is a predicted model, not a curated record.